AUGUACAAUCUAAAUUCUGAGAUCCUUGAUUUUCUACACGACUACCCAUUUGGUGAAGAUAUCGUAGACAGUCUUCAGCCACUUUCAGAACAAUAUCGUGGUGAACGAGUCGACAAACCUCCUUUUAGCGAUCUUGACGAGAAGGAAGAACUAGAUUUUCUAGACGCAUAUACAGAUCCACAUGAAAAACCUACUGAGCUACCAGUAUUACAUACAAAUGUCGUUGUGGCCAAUCAUCAAAACAUCUAUCGUUAUCUGAGCGAUACCAAUGCGUCGUUGAGCAAUAUCUACGGCUUAAAAAAUAGCGAGUACGAAAAUCAAUCUAAUGAGAACCCAGCUGUCGUUCCACCAACGAUCGAUUUUGAAAAAAUACAUGGUGCAAACAUCUCGUCUCGCAAAAUAGCCAUUGUUCACAAACUAGAAGAUCGUUUUCGUCUGCGGUAUAAAAGUGAUUAUUUCUCCCUAUACGGGAGGAAGCGAAAACCAAGAUACGUAGCGGAUGAAUUAAACAACCAUUUUGUAGCACUUGAAAUUGCCGAUGGGCUUCAAGGUUACAUUCAAGUUGAUUGGCUGACAGUCGUUGAUAAAUAUGGUCGGCGAUACAGGAUGCCAUACAAAUUUCAAGAAGAUAACGAUAAUGUGAACGUACCGGACGUCAAUCCCCUUCAGCUGAAAAUUAAAGAGGUCAAAAAUGGAAUAAUGAAACUAUAUUUGGUCUUGAUAAAAGCUAAGCAAGAUCAUCUAAAACACCUUCAACCGUUGGUACCAUUUGAACCGUAUCGCAACGCCAUUGAUCCCGCAAUCAGCACAAAUGUUCAAGGAUAUGCUCCAUUAAAUCCUAAAGAAUUAAUUCAAACAUACCAACUGGAGAAAUCUCAACUAGCGUUUACGUAUUGUUCGAUAGCUGCCGAUGGCAAAACUCGUAUUCCGGAAUGGGACACAACCGUUUUCUCCUCUAUUCUACAUGAGGUUCACACACGAAAUUCCAAACGUAAGCCGGUCAAGCGUAUUGAGCAUGCUUGCCCACGGUGCGGCCACCACUUCCAAACUCAGCCAAAGCAGGAUAGUGAAGAUAGUGCCAGUGACGAUGAGACGAGCACUGAUUCUCCAACUACGCGUUCGUUAAAACGAAAAUCGAAUUAA
Adineta ricciae is the source of this 1143-nucleotide messenger RNA. Lineage: Eukaryota; Metazoa; Rotifera; Eurotatoria; Adinetida; Adinetidae. The record is from the annotation of a GenBank genome assembly.